Molecule: messenger RNA, 1097 nt
Organism: Oryza brachyantha (malo sina)
Lineage: Eukaryota; Viridiplantae; Streptophyta; Magnoliopsida; Poales; Poaceae
Product: ribosomal RNA large subunit methyltransferase E
Exons: 6
Coding region: 131-832 (233 amino acids)
Biological process (GO): RNA methylation
Molecular function (GO): rRNA (uridine-2'-O-ribose)-methyltransferase activity
Source: RefSeq, a predicted model, not a curated record
CGUCCGGCCCAAUAACAAAUGGUGGGCUGGGUCCGUACCGCUCCCGCGAAGACGGCCUAAAACCCUAGCAAUCCCCUCCGCCGUUCGCCUCGCCACCGUCGCCGCCGGCCGGAGACGCCGGAGACGAAGCAUGAGCGGCGCGGCCGGCACCGCCGACUUCUUCUACCGCGAGGCGCAGCGCCUCAGCUACGUCGCGCGCUCCGCGUUCAAGCUGAUCCAGAUACAGAAGCAGCACAAGCUCAUCGCCCCUGGCGCCGCCGUCCUCGACCUCGGCUGCGCCCCCGGCGCGUGGCUCCAGGUGGCGUGCCAGAACCUGGGUCCGCUCGAGAAGGGCGGCGUGAUCGUCGGCGUCGAUGUCAAGAAGGUGAAGGUCCCCUCUGCGCACUGUGACUCGAGGGUCAGGACCGUUUGUGCCGACGUGAUGGCUCUGAUGAAGCAGCAAGCUCGGGCAAUGUCGCCACAGGAACGAGGAUUCUCUGUAGUAUUGUCGGACAUGUGCCCAGUAGUUUCAGGAAUUACAACCAAAGAUGCAGCUAUAUCUUGCGAGCUGGGAAUGCGUGCUCUUUCAUUGGCAGUUGGGAAGAUGAAAGCAAAAGAUUCAGACUGUAACACAAUUUUAGAGAAAUUUCAGAGCUCCACUGAGCCUGAUCCUGAUGAGGAUGGCAUUCUUCGUCGUGGAGGCAGCCUUGUAAUUAAGUUCCUUGAAAAUGAGGAUAUACCAGGUUUUGGCAAAUUUUGCAAAGAGAAGUUCAAGAAAGUGUCCUGGUUGAGACCCAAGGCAACAAGAUCUAGUUCGAGGGAGAUUUAUUUGAUUUGUGAAGGUCUACGGUAGAAGAGAAAGAGUAGCAUGAAGAGGCAAAAUUUUCCUUGUGCACCCCUUUCUAAAGGGCAUUGACUUGCGUUGAAUUUGAAGGAUAGUAUGGCCACAUGUUGGAUUAAGCUGUUAGCUGUGUAAUCCUUCAAGAAAUGACGUCAUUCGUGCAUGAAUCAAAUAUUCUUUUUGUUCAUGAACCACCAUUCCUGCAGCUACGCAGCGGUCGUAGUUUGGAUGCUCUUCUUGUUACUGGUGAUUUUUAAAAAAGUUCAAUUCUUUUUCA